This is a messenger RNA of Musa acuminata AAA Group (dessert banana), 1402 nucleotides long. RefSeq lists its product as uncharacterized. The transcript has 7 exons. Gene Ontology annotation, cellular component: cytosol. Gene Ontology annotation, biological process: proteolysis. Gene Ontology annotation, molecular function: serine-type endopeptidase activity. The record is from RefSeq and is a predicted model, not a curated record. NCBI's taxonomy places the organism in Eukaryota, Viridiplantae, Streptophyta, Magnoliopsida, Zingiberales, Musaceae. The annotation marks the transcript as partial.
UUUGGAGUGUCCUCUAGUAUUUUAGAUUGUCAAGGUGAAGAGGUUAAUGAAGUUUAUGUUCCUUUCAGUGUGAAAUUACAGGAUUUUCAACUUUUCAAUGACCAUAUUGUUGUUUAUGAGCGGGAAAAUGGCUUGCCUAGUAUUACUGUAUAUAAUCUCCCACCCAUUGGUGAACCAAUUGGACGACUCCAGAAUGGUAGAACAGUUGAUUUUAUUGAUCCAGUAUAUUCAGUGGAUCCUGAAGAGUCACAAUUUUCUUCCACCAUUGUUCGAUAUUCAUAUAGCUCUCUGAGAACUCCUUGUUCUGUCUAUGACUAUGACAUGAAGACAGGCAUUUCUGUUUUGAAGAAGAUUAAAACGGUAUUAGGUGGUUUCGAUCCAUCAAGUUAUGUGACUGAAAGAAAAUGGGCAGUUGCUUCUGAUGGCACCCAAGUGCCUAUAUCAAUUUUCUAUAAGAAGGACCUUGUAAAGCUUGAUGGAUCGGAUCCAAUGCUUCUUUAUGGAUAUGGUUCAUAUGAGGUCUGCAUAGAUCCUAGCUUCAAGGCAUCAAGGUUGUCUUUGGUAGACAGGGGCUUUAUAUUUGCAAUAGCUCACAUUCGCGGUGGUGGUGAAAUGGGGAGACUGUGGUAUGAAAAUGGGAAGUUACUGAAGAAGAAAAACACUUUCACUGAUUUCAUUGCUUGUGCAGAAUACUUAAUAGAAAAUAAAUAUUGUUCAAAAGAAAAACUUUGCAUUAAUGGGAGGAGUGCAGGGGGAUUGUUGAUUGGUUCUGUCCUGAACAUGCGGCCUGAUUUAUUCAAGGUAGCUGUGGCUGGAGUUCCAUUUGUUGACGUUGUGACUACUAUGCUUGAUCCAAGUAUCCCACUGACUACUUCUGAGUGGGAGGAAUGGGGUGAUCCAAGGAAGGAGGAAUUCUAUUUCUAUAUGAAAUCAUAUUCUCCAGUUGAUAAUAUAAAAGCACAGCAUUAUCCUGACAUUCUUGUUACUGCUGGUUUGAAUGAUCCACGGGUGUUGUACUCGGAACCAGCUAAGUUUGUUGCCAAGUUGAGAGAACUGAAGACUGAUGACAAUAUUCUCCUGUUUAAGUGUGAACUUGGUGCUGGCCACUUCUCAAAAUCUGGAAGAUUUGAGAAACUAGAGGAGGAUGCUUUCACCUAUGCUUUCAUCCUCAAGGCAUUGAACAUGAUUCCACUUACAACGUCUUGAUCAACCAUGAAAAUAGCUUGGUAAAUACCUAAUUAACAUACAACAUUGUUUUUUUUAUUUAUAUUACUAUUGUUUUGAUGUGUCAUUUGAGUAGCAGUUGGCUCGAUCCCAGAUUUUGGACGUGUAUUUCAGAAUUGAAAAUUUGGAAAAACUAGCAUGCAUUGAUUGAAUCAAUAAGUUGGAUCCAGAGUGCUAA